AUGAACUACCUCCGACAGAAUCCUAUCAUCGGAGCCGAUGGGUUCACUGUUGCUCUAAUCCGUGUUCUACCAGACCAAACUACUCAAGCGCGGAGGCUCUGUGAGGUCGUCGCAACUGGCAGCGUGAAAGACUUUGGCGAUGGGGAUGUCGCAUCGUAUGCCAAGAAUUUGGGUGGGCGUGAGUGGGCUAACACGCGGAAGACUGUAGAGGUCAAGGAUGCACCUGUUACACGUCAUUUGUCGAAGAAAGAGAGCGUCUCGAAGUAUGAGGUGACUGCUUUUGCCGUUUCGCCACACUGCCAGUCUGGUGGUCUGGGUGCUCGAGUUUUGGAUGAGAUAAAGUGGUUAUUAAGGGAUGAUGCGCCGGGUCAAGACUUGGGAAUAUCAUUUCCAAUGCUGGUCACUUGUCUGAUGAUCUUGGGUUAA
Molecule: messenger RNA, 426 nt
Organism: Penicillium argentinense
Lineage: Eukaryota; Fungi; Ascomycota; Eurotiomycetes; Eurotiales; Aspergillaceae
Exons: 1
Coding region: 1-426 (141 amino acids)
Source: RefSeq, a predicted model, not a curated record